AGGAGGCAAUUGUUCUCCGGGAUGAAUUUAAAAAUUUGUUAUGUGAAAAAUUGCAUGGUCCUAGGAGCAAUGUUGGUAUAGGGGAAGUGAUAUAGCAUACACAUGUAACUCUUGUUUUGCUAUCUCUUCCUCUCUUUUUUUUUUUUUUUUUUUUUUUCUCUAGUGGCAGACAGCUUACUCAGCAAAUGAGUAUAAAAUGAACUUUCAAUAUUCUAUGCCAAUGAGCCCAAAUUCCCAAUUGAUGUUUGAUUCCCUAAAAGUGGUUUAGAAAGCUGAGGGAGAGAAGAAAAAGAACAAAGGUGUUGAAAAUUUUGCUUUGUCAAGCUGGUUUAUUAAAGAACAUGUUGCCCUUUUGUGCUGGUUGGGAUUGGAAUAUUAAAAUAUGGCUUCCCAAAGGACGUGCCUCCUUUCCUUUUACGGUUUUCAUCUCCAUAAGAAGGGAGGGCAAUCUGACUAUACCCUAACCAUUUUUCUCCGAUGAAAAUUCUGGUGGCAUUAGGGAAUAUAAAAAGGGAGAAAAUUGUAGAAACCCAGCGGAAUCUGACAGCCAUUGCUCGAUUAUUGAAGGGCUUGUGAACUGAAGUAUAUUAUAUAGUCCCUUUACAAGAGAAUCAAUACAUUCGCAACCAUACUAAAAGAAUAUUAGUGUCUGGGGCCGUAGAAAACUCACUCCACAAAGUCGAUUAAUCUAUUCAGACAAAAAUAAUUCUGUAACAAUUUACACGAAGUUUACAGUAAGACAAUAAAAGCAAAGAAUGAAAAACAAAAUUAAAGAUAGGAAGGGAGAUGUUCUCCAUGAUAUAUCCCUAUAUUAAACUUAGUAAAACAAAAGGAUUGAGUGUUUUUUUUUUUAUGUAGAAUGCUGAUGCACUAAAAAAAAUGGGAGCAUGCUAACAAUCUCCUGCUUGGGGAUAAAUGCGAACAAUAUUAUAGGACCCAGUUAUAACAGCCAAAUACUUUUAAACUAUGAAUAAAUGCAUGUCAAACUAUAAACUUGGCACUGUGAAUAAUCAAACUCCUCUAGUAUCUUUCUUCACUUCCCCAUAUGGAAGGUGAGGAUUUAGUCAGGGGAAGAGCCUAUGAAGGGUGGCCAACGAGAAACAUUAUGGUAUUGCCACGUGAAAGUCGGUUACUAAAUACACAUGAUACACAGCUCCACCUCUGUCUGUCUUUGUGUCUGCCUCUCUGUGCUAAACGACAAUUAACCUCUAUUUAGUAUUUAGGCGACAGUCACUUUCCUUGACUCUUCCAUUCUCUGCUUUAUCCAAAUCCCAAUUCCUUGUUUACACCCUCCUCUCCAUGUAUAAUGAAUGAUAUCUAAAUCCGAAAGAAAGGCUCACUCUGUUGCCAAGUGAACGAUCCGAUUUUCAUCCCCUGCCGUACUCAUUAUAGUGUUGAAAGAAUCACGGCCUACUUCAACUUUUCAAAGUUCCAUUUGAUCAUCUUUUACUACAACAACAAAAUCUUAUCCUUCUAAAAUGAAGUUGGCUGUAUAAAUCACACGAGUCAUGAUAUUAUUUGACAAGGUUACAAAUUAACUUGAACCAGAUAUUUUCAGUGUUACCCUUACUGACAUCUGUAAAGAUUGUAAAUUUUAUUCAUAAAUUUAAUCUUCAUUUCAAUUCACUAGAGGAAUAUGAUAAAUGUGCCCAUCCGAGUACUACCAUGUUUUUUUAGAUACAAUAAACUUAACCAACCUUUGAAUUAGGGGAGUUCCUGUAGUAAAGAAAUUAAGCAUCCUAUAUUUGAUUUUAAAAUUUACCAACUACCAUCCCUUACUGUAUGUUUAUAAAAUUAGUCUAGUUGGAAUUUAGUCAUUAUUCAAUAUAACAGUAUAACCCCAAGAAUGUGAUAACAAUGGCCCGUGGAGAGAAUAUUACUUUCCCAAAUCAAUAACCUCUUUCGGCAACCUGAUACCAAAACAACAAAACUAAUCACACAAAUGGUGUCUGUGAACAAUAGAAAAAGUAAAUUUCAGAAGCGUAAAAAAACAAUUUUCUUAAAGAAAAGCUGGAGCUAUAAUAGCCAUAUAAAAAAAGUCUAUGUAAACAUGGAGCAAAUUAAUAGAUAUUGACCAGUGUUGAAUGUCUGUAGAUACCGACAUAUGAAAGAAAAAAGAGUGUCAGUUAGAAAUUAGAAAGACAAGGAGGGUAAUUUGGUAAUUCCCGAAAUCCCGCUCACUAAUAAGUAAUAAUAAUCUUUGUUGAGCUAAAAAAAAUGAAGCUCUCAUUCAUGUUCAGGUGCUUUACUGUUAGCAGUUAACACAGUUACUUCACGAGCUGGUGCUAGUUCUGCGUUCCGUGUCUAUUAUUCCCCUCAAACUGCUGCAAAAUCUUUGUUGUUUAAUGAACGGUUAAAGUGUGUUUGUUUGAGUGGCAGAAUGUUAGAGGCAACAAGGUGGUUGUUGGGUGCAGGUAUUUUGAUGUGGAUGUUGGCAUGGCUGGGAGAAUCAGCAAUAGGGGUGAACUGGGGCACGGUUUCUUUUCACAAGUUGAAGCCUUCCACGGUGGUUGGUCUCUUGAAAGACAACAAGAUUCCAAAAGUGAAGGUGUUUGAGGCAGAGGCUGAUGUGCUUAAGGCUCUCAUGGGAAGUGGGAUUCAGGUGAUGCUUGGAAUACCCAAUGAGAUGUUGCCCCUCUUGAGCACUUCCCCUGCUGCUGCUGAUUCGUGGCUUCGCCAGAAUGUUUCUGCUUACCUCGGUAAAGGCGGUGCUGAUAUCAGGUACAUUGCUGUUGGAAAUGAACCAUUCCUCACUAGUUAUAAUGGUCAAUAUCAGAACUUGGUGAUGCCAGCAAUACUCAAUAUUCAGCAGUCUUUAGUGAAAGCAAAUCUUGCUGGUUACAUUAAACUAGUUGUCCCCUGCAAUGCAGAUGCGUAUGAGUCAUCACUUCCUUCACAAGGUGCAUUCCGGCCUGAACUGACCCAAAUCAUGACUCAGCUGGUUCAGUUCCUCAACUCAAACGGUACCCCGUUUAUUGUUAACAUCUACCCAUUCCUUAGCCUCUAUGACAACAAUGAUUUCCCGCAAGACUACGCAUUCUUUGAGGGAACUACUCAUCCUGUCACAGAUGGUAACAAUGUCUACACCAAUGCAUUUGAUGGAAACUAUGACACUUUAGUUGCAGCCCUGAGUAAACUUGGAUAUGGUCAGAUGCCUAUAGUUAUUGGGGAAAUUGGUUGGCCCUCAGAUGGAGCCAUUGGUGCAAUUAUCACUGCAGCAAAGGUUUUCAAUCAAGGUCUCAUAAGUCAUGUUUUAAGUAACAAAGGGACCCCUUUGAGGCCAGGUGCUCCUCCUAUGGACAUCUAUCUCUUCAGUCUUCUUGAUGAAGGAGCAAAGAGCAUACUACCAGGAGGGUUUGAAAGACACUGGGGGAUAUUCUCUUUUGAUGGACAAGCUAAGUAUCCUCUAAACCUUGGCCUUGGAAACAAGGAAUUGAAGAAUGCAAAGAAUGUUCAGUAUCUUCCAUCUAGAUGGUGUGUGGCAAGCCCCUCUACUGAUGCUCAAAAUGUAGCAAACCAUAUGAGAAUUGCAUGCAGUGUUGCGGAUUGCACCACACUUGAUUAUGGGGGUUCAUGUAAUGGAAUUGGAGAGAAGGGUAACAUCUCAUAUGCUUUUAACAGUUACUAUCAGUUGCAAAUGCAAGACUCACGAAGCUGCAACUUUGAUGGGCUUGGUGUGAUCACUUUCCGAGACCCUUCAGUUGGUGACUGCCGUUUUCUUGUGGGUGUCACAGAUAAAGGCUCCGAUUCCUCUGCUUCUCAGAUCAGAUGUCAUUGGUGGAUUCUACUAGCAUUUCUAGUUAUACAGACGAUCUCUUCUUUCUCAUUGUGAUUCAGAGGUUUCAUAAGUGGGUUUUUCAUGAUCACCUAUUCGAUAACUUAGAAGUAGCAGUCAAGUAGAAUAGCUUUAAAAAAAGAAUAUUUGAUAUUUAUGGGCUAAUAAUAUAUAGAAAAUAUUCGACUGCAUUCUUGGUCUGUUACCCAGCGUAGGAUCUAGUCAUUGUAUCAUAACACAAAAGGUGAUCCGAACACCAAAAAUAUACAAUAUUACACAUGAUUUAUCAUUUGUGUUUCUUCC
Glycine soja is the source of this 4078-nucleotide messenger RNA. RefSeq names its product glucan endo-1,3-beta-glucosidase 5-like. Lineage: Eukaryota; Viridiplantae; Streptophyta; Magnoliopsida; Fabales; Fabaceae. The coding region runs from base 2381 to 3832 and encodes 483 amino acids. Gene Ontology annotation, molecular function: hydrolase activity, hydrolyzing O-glycosyl compounds. Gene Ontology annotation, biological process: carbohydrate metabolic process. The transcript is spliced from 2 exons. The record is from RefSeq and is a predicted model, not a curated record. Gene Ontology annotation, cellular component: plasma membrane.